GACUGCUCAGAGUCCACGAACCCAGGCUUCUGUCGCAGGCUUUGUCAGCCCCCCCCUCUAACAUCUCUGUGUUUUUACGGUUUCCUGGGAAAAGCGACCAUGGCUUAUCACAGUUUUCUUCUCGAACCCAUCAGCUGCCAUGCCUGGAACAAAGACCGAACCCAAAUCGCACUGUGUCCUAAUAACCAUGAAGUGCACAUCUACAAUAAGGCAGGAAACAACUGGAACAAAAUACAUGUGCUGAAGGAGCACAAUGGCCAGGUUACUGGCAUUGACUGGGCCCCAGAUAGCAAUCGUAUCGUCACCUGCGGCACCGACCGUAACGCAUACGUCUGGACCCUAAAGGGAGACGUAUGGAAGCCCACACUGGUCAUUCUCAGGAUCAACCGUGCUGCACGCUGUGUGAAAUGGUCUCCGAAGGAAAACAAGUUUGCUGUGGGAAGCGGCUCACGUCUGAUCUCUGUGUGCUAUUUUGAGCAGGAUAAUGACUGGUGGGUGUGCAAGCAUAUUAAGAAGCCCAUCCGCUCCACCAUCCUUUGUUUGGACUGGCACCCCAAUAAUGUCCUGUUGGCAGCUGGAUCAUGCGACUUUAAAUGCAGGAUCUUUUCUGCCUACAUAAAGGAAGUGGAGGAGAAGCCUGCUCCAACAGCAUGGGGCUCUAAAAUGCCCUUCGGGGAGGUCAUGUUUGAAUCAACAGGUACUUCAGGAUGGGUGCACGGGGUCUGUUUCUCGGACAGUGGGAAUCGUGUGGCGUGGGCCAGUCAUGACAGCACUGUGGCAGUGGCCGAAGGAGGAAAAACUGCAGUCUGUGCCAGUCUGACUUCAGAAACCUUGCCUCUGCUGUGCGUGACUUUCAUCACUGAGAACAGCCUAGUGGCGGCUGGCCAUGACUGCUACCCUGUGUUGUUUGUCUACGAUUCCAACAAAGCAGCCUUGUCUUUCGGAGGCAAACUUGACGUGCCCAAACAAAGUGCUCAGAAGGGAAUGACAGCCAGAGAGCGCUUCCAGAACCUGGAUAAGAAAGCCACCACCGAAAGCAAAGAAGCAGUGCUGGAGUCUCUGCACAAGAACAGCAUUAGCCAAAUCUCACUUCUUGAUGGGGGAAAAGCUAAGUGCUCCAAAUUCUGCACCACUGGUAUGGAUGGAGGCAUGACUAUUUGGGAUGUAAAGACCCUUGAAUCUGCAAUGAAAGACCUCAAGAUUGUCUAGACGCUCAACAGACUCCAGAACAUGUCUGCUGUCAGAUUGCUAGCUUUAAAAAUCUUAUUUUUGCUGUUGUCUAUGUAUUUUUUCCAAGAUUAAGUUUUGAUUAACAGUUUUAGUGGAUUAAGGAGUUUAUAUAUUCAUACAAUUUAGCAUAUUGGUUCUGGAUGAACCAAAAGGGAAUUUUGUCUGAAUCUAAAUGCUGGUCAUAGAUUGCUUUUCUUUAAUUUGGAGAUUUUUGCAAGUUGCUCGCAUUGAAUUCUAAUAAAAUGCAAUAAAAUAAUUAUAAUUACA
Molecule: messenger RNA, 1497 nt
Organism: Danio aesculapii
Lineage: Eukaryota; Metazoa; Chordata; Actinopteri; Cypriniformes; Danionidae
Gene: arpc1b
Product: actin related protein 2/3 complex, subunit 1B
Exons: 10
Coding region: 100-1209 (369 amino acids)
Biological process (GO): Arp2/3 complex-mediated actin nucleation
Cellular component (GO): actin cytoskeleton; Arp2/3 protein complex
Molecular function (GO): actin filament binding
Source: RefSeq, a predicted model, not a curated record